UGGGACAAAUUGUAUAAUUUUUACAUUUAAAAAAAUGACUUGACAAACUAUUUGCCAUUUCAAUCACGUUUUAUAGCUAAAAGUGGUUUUUGCAUAUCAAAAAGAUUAUGGUUCUUUAGCAAAGGCGUAUACAUGGGGUGGGGGGGAUAUGAUGCACUGAGCCCCCCCCCCGCGUUGGAAGCGUCAAAACGAUUUGAAAAGAUGAAAAAUUGUUAUAAUUAUAUCAAAAAUGUUGUUUACCCCAAAAAAUUCUAAAUUCAGUGAUAAAAUAAAAACCUUUAUUUUUUCUCUGGGUUUCAAUUUUAUUUCCAAGACAGUCGUUUUAUUUUGUACAUUAAAUAAAUGUGACAAUUACAUCUGAUCUCCAAGAAUCUAAAACUAAAUUAAAUAAAGAAAACAAUUUUAUUUAGUUUCAUGCAAAAAACAAAAACACAUAGUCAAUGAUAAUCAAAUGUUUAUUUUUUGUAAUGCAGAUAAGAGGGAAUGCUAUGCAGUAAUAAAGCUCAUUGUAACGAAAAAAGGAUUUAAUUCAGAAUGAAUUUAAAGAUGAAUGCUUAAAUAGAAUAUGUAGAAGUUACGGUGAAAUGAACCCGGCUUUUAUUGAUUCCGUUUCCUGUAAAUCCGCGUAACUACGCAUGGUUAACAUGUAAGAUGCGUCAGUUGACUUACAGCAAUGAUACGCAAAUAUUACAUGUGAGAAUACGCUGAAACUGUUCCUUGUUUUGUGAGAAAUAAAGAUGUUGGAGUUUAGAAUUUUCCUACUGUCGUUUCAGGUUUCUCUAGUGUACUGCCAGUACUAUCCACCGUACAGCACAGGAAGACCCUCUGAUCUUGAUCUUGUAGCCUACCCUUCACAGCUUCACACCCAUUUAGAGACCCAUCAAGGGCAUACUCAGGAUCAUCAGGGACAUACUCAGGCCCAUCAUGGGAAACCAGUGUUUACUGCUAUAGAUGUUGGACCAUUUAAACCUUGGAGUUUUCCCCCCAAAUACCAGACCGAUCCGUUAAACCAUCCUGUUCACAAUCCUUCAAAACAUCCUGGAUAUCAAACCAACAUCAUCAUAGAUCCAUACGCUAAGAAUGAUGAAGGGGUGGUGGAGAUAAUAACCCAGGACCUAGCAACAGGAGUACAUGUAGGACAAACUAGUUGGUCAGGGCCGGGAACCUUAACCCUGUCAUCACUUACUUCGUUGCACGCUGGAACCCCAGUCCAGAUCAAAGAUCCAAACAGUGAAUACGAAUUUAUUUCUCUUCCUCAAACUAAACCUUUCCGCCCUCCUUAUCAAUCCGCCCUACUCUCAUCCUCUUCUCAUCCUCAUCAGCAACCUCCUCAUCCUCAUCAGCAAUCUUCUCUUCCUCAACUGCAUCCUUCUUCUACUUAACUAACCCUUCUCGUCCUCAUCGACAACCUUCUCCUCAAUCCUAUCCUAUUCAACCUCAUCCUUCGCUAAAGGUGCUUGGGACUGGAUGCAGAAGAGAUUAUGACUGUGGUCUAGCACUAAACUCAGUCUGUGGAUUCAACAGUUUUUGUAAGGUAACGGAUGGGAACGGCUGUAAUCAGUAUAUUUGCCAAUGUCCCAAAGGUUUUAUUGGAAUCAGUAAUCAAGCCUUUGGUCAACACUCAUACAGAUUAUCUAAAAGAUCAACAAGAUACUACCAGGAGUGCAAGAAGUUGACCCAGUAAUAUAGGAUUAAAUAUAAUAUUAAGUUAU
Molecule: messenger RNA, 1712 nt
Organism: Eurytemora carolleeae
Lineage: Eukaryota; Metazoa; Arthropoda; Copepoda; Calanoida; Temoridae
Exons: 9
Coding region: 738-1382 (214 amino acids)
Source: RefSeq, a predicted model, not a curated record